Monodelphis domestica (gray short-tailed opossum) is the source of this 12092-nucleotide messenger RNA. RefSeq names its product signal peptide, CUB domain and EGF like domain containing 1 (gene SCUBE1). Gene Ontology annotation, molecular function: calcium ion binding. Gene Ontology annotation, biological process: signal transduction. Gene Ontology annotation, cellular component: cell surface. The record is from RefSeq and is a predicted model, not a curated record. Lineage: Eukaryota; Metazoa; Chordata; Mammalia; Didelphimorphia; Didelphidae.
AGGCGCCCAGUCCCUUAUCAGAGAUCCAGCGGGGCCGGGCGGGCGGCCGAGCAGCGGCGGCGGGAGCUGCAGCACCAGCAGCGGCGGCAACUGCGAGAGGCACAGCGAGCGCCAGCACCAGCACCAGCUCUAGCGCCGGCCGGGGAGCCGGGAGCCAGCCGGGGAGGGCGCGCGAGGCAGCUCCGCGGCCAGACUCCAGAGCGCCCGCCUGCCCGUCAGUCCGUGGGUCAGUCAAUCCGCCCCGGCCGGGCCGAGCGUGGCCUCAGCAUGGGGGCUGCAGCCCUGCCUUGGCACUGGUGCCUGCUUCUCGUCCUCGGCGCUCCGGGCCGCCUGACCAGAGCCACCGGGGCCCCAGACACGGACGAGUGUGCGGAGGGGACUGACGACUGCCACAUCGAUGCAAUCUGCCAGAACACCCCCAAAGCUUACAAGUGCCUCUGCAAGCCGGGCUACAAGGGAGAAGGCAGGCAGUGUGAAGAUAUAGAUGAAUGUGAAAAUGACUACUACAAUGGGGGCUGCGUCCAUGAGUGCAUCAACAUUCCAGGAAACUACAGGUGCACCUGCUAUGAUGGCUUCAUGCUGGCUCAUGAUGGUCACAACUGCUUGGAUGUGGACGAGUGCCUGGAUAACAAUGGCGGGUGUCAGCAGAUCUGUGUGAACACGAUGGGCAGCUAUGAGUGCCAAUGCCGGGAGGGCUUUUUCCUGAGUGAUAACCAACACACCUGCAUUCACCGCUCCAAUGAGGGUAUGAACUGUAUGAACAAAGAUCAUGGGUGCGCACAUAUCUGCCGGGAGACGCCCAAAGGUGGGGUUGCCUGUGAAUGUAGGCCUGGCUUUGAACUUGCCAAAAACCAGAGGGACUGCACACUAACCUGUAACUAUGGAAACGGAGGCUGCCAGCACACCUGUGAUGACACUGAUACGGGGCCUGUAUGUGGCUGUCAUCAGAAGUAUGCCCUCCACUCCGAUGGCCGGACAUGCAUUGAGAAGGAUGAGGCUGCAAUUGAGAGUACUGAGUUCAAUACCACGUCAGUAGCUGAUGUGGACAAGCGGGUGAAACGGCGCCUCCUCAUGGAGACAUGUGCCGUCAACAAUGGAGGUUGUGACCGGACCUGUAAGGAUACGGCCACCGGAGUCCGCUGCAGCUGCCCAGUGGGCUUUACCCUGCAGCCAGAUGGGAAGACAUGCAAAGACAUUGACGAGUGUUUGGUGAACAGUGGCGGCUGUGACCAUUUCUGUAGGAACACCGUGGGAAGCUUUGAGUGCAGCUGCCAGAAAGGCUACAAGCUUCUCACAGAUGAACGGACCUGCCAAGACAUAGACGAGUGUUCCUUCGAGCGGACCUGCGACCACACCUGCAUCAACUACCCUGGCAGUUUCGAGUGCCUCUGCCACCGAGGCUACACUUUGUAUGGCCUGACCCACUGUGGAGAUGUAGAUGAGUGCAGCAUCAACAACGGGAGCUGUGACUAUGGAUGCAUCAACACGCUGGGCAGCUACGAGUGUGCCUGUCCUGCCGGGAGGAAGCUCCACUGGAACAAGAAGGACUGUGUUGAGACGGUGAAAUGCCUCCCUGGGGCAAAAGCGGCCCCCAAAAUCCAGCUCGCCUGCAGCAGGACGGGGGGCCUGGAGACCUGCUUCCUGGCCUGCCCAUCCAACACACUCUUUAUUCCAGAUUCUGAGAACAGCUACUCUCUGAGUUGUGGCAUCCCAGGACAACAGGGCAAGUCGCCGCAGAAACGCAACUCCACAGUCCCCAGCUUCCCCAGCUGCACAGAUCCUCUGCUUCCCCCCAUCAAGCAGAAAGCCCGCUUCAAAAUCAGAGACGCUAAAUGCCACCUACAGCGGCGCAGCAAGGACAAGGUGAAGGAGGUGGGGAAGCAAGCACUGUUAGACAACUGCCAAGUGACCUUUGUGAACCUUCAGUGCGACUCCUCCAAGAAGAAGCGCCGGGGCCGCAAGUCGCCGUCCAAGGAGGUGUCCCACAUCACUGCCGAGUUUGAGGUAGAGAUGAAGUCUGAGGAGGUCUCAGAAACCUGUAACCCCGACUGUGUCCGGAAAAGGCUGGAGCAGAAGCUGCAGGCCGCCAUCAAAACGCUAAGGAAAUCGAUUAAUAAACAGCAAUUUUACCUUCAGUUUUCGGGUACAGAAUAUGAAGUAGCCCAGAAACCGGCUAAGACUGCUGAAGGGCAAGAAGCCUGUGGCCCUGGUCUGGCGCUGCUAGACGGGAAGUGUGUGGCCUGUGGACCGGGCACCUAUUACAGCGGAGAGCACAGUAAGUGCCUUCCCUGCCUUCCAGGAACAUAUCAAGACACAGAAGGUCAGCUCACCUGUGAGCCUUGCCCAAGUAACGAUGGCCAAGGCCUAGCAGGAGCCCGGAAUGUGUCUGAAUGUGGAGGACAGUGUUCUCCUGGCUUCUACUCAUCAGAUGGCUUCAAACCUUGCAGGCCAUGCCCUCUGGGCACUUACCAGCCUGAGCCAGGACGCACCCUGUGCUUCCCCUGCGGAGGGGGGCUGGUGACCAAAUAUGAAGGCGCUGUUUCAUUCCAAGACUGUGAGACGAAAGUCCAUUGUUCCCCUGGACACUACUACAACUCCUCCACCCAUCGCUGUAUCCGCUGUCCCAUUGGCACCUACCAGCCAGAAUUUGGCCAGAACUACUGUAUAACUUGCCCUGGUAACACAAGCACUGAUUUCGAUGGCUCGACCAAUGUCACUCACUGUAAAAACCAGCACUGUGGAGGAGAACUGGGGGAUUACACUGGCUACAUCGAAUCUCCCAAUUACCCUGGUGACUACCCAGCCAAUGUUGAAUGUAUAUGGAACAUCAACCCUCCACCUAAGAGGAGAAUUCUGAUUGUGGUGCCAGAGAUAUUCCUGCCAAUCGAAGAUGAAUGUGGUGAUGUUUUAGUGAUGAGAAAAAGUGCCUCACCCACAUCUAUCACCACUUAUGAAACCUGCCAGACAUAUGAGAGGCCCAUAGCCUUUACAUCCCGAUCUCGAAAGCUCUGGAUUCAGUUUAAAUCAAAUGAAGGGAACAGCGGCAAAGGAUUCCAAGUCCCCUAUGUGACCUACGAUGAGGAUUAUCAACAGCUAAUAGAAGACAUAGUUCGAGAUGGAAGGUUGUAUGCAUCAGAAAAUCAUCAAGAAAUUUUAAAAGACAAGAAGUUGAUUAAGGCCCUUUUUGAUGUGUUGGCACACCCUCAAAAUUAUUUCAAAUAUACAGCACAAGAGUCCAAGGAGAUGUUCCCAAGAUCAUUUAUCAAGCUACUACGGUCCAAAGUUUCCAGAUUUCUCCGACCAUACAAAUAACUUUCCUCGAGCUAUGCAAAUUGGGGGAUGGUUGGGGGUUUGGCCAAGUUGGUUGGGGGGGGGGAGAUUUUUUUUGGUUUUGCAUUUGUGUCAAGUAUUUCAUUUCCCUCCACAGUAGAAACAUUUGCUGACUGAAAAGCUCUUCCAGAAUUCUUGAAUUCAGUUCCAUAUUGAAGAAUCUUGCUAACAAUUUAUAUUCAUUAAAAGCCCAUGGGGUAGAUAUUUUUACCUGGAAGAGAAUGUGGGGGAGCUGAGGGCAUGACCAGAUGAAGACACUGAUGCAUGCCUGCACCAGCAUCAUCCGUUUUCAGUGAUCUGAAAACAUCUGUUUGGAAAAACACUUCUUUGCCCCAAACUUCUUUAUUUCCCAGGAAGCCAUGCAGUACCUUUCUUCUGAGCCAAGGAGAAAGCCCUUAACCCCAACCAACUGAGGCCAGCCAAUACACUGUGGGAAGGGAAGAUGUCCAGCAGAAGAAACAGCAUUGGAAUCUGCAUUGCACCUGAACUUUGUAUUUGGAAUUUUCCAGGGGAAAGGAAUUAAAUUGUGAUGUCUCUCCCCUUAGUUUCCUAGAGACUUGGGUACAGUACAAACCAAACAAGGACAAGGAAUACUGACGCAGAACUCUUGUUUCACAGGCUACAAAAAAUUAAGCUCUACAUCCCAAGUUUUUAUCAGCUCUCUUCUAAUUUUCUUAAGAUCUCAUUCCCACAUCCCGUCUCUCCUGCUAUGGACACAAUGACAAUAUUUGUCUGCAAUCUGGACUCCAAAGAACUUUAAAAUACAAUGGAUUCAAAGUUGUGGAGGGGAAGGGGGCAAUAGAUGUUUCCCUCUCCAUAAAAGAGCAUCUUAAGUACUAUAUAUAUAUAUAUAUAUGUAUAAAUAUAAAAAUAUAUAUACUUCUAUUUGUGGGUACAUUAGAAACACUACAUUUAGUGACUGUAAAUAAUAAUUAUGCAGACAUCUCUUCUCCCAAAUACAACACACACACACACACACACUUUUUUUUUAGUUUUCCUAAAAUUAUUAAAUCACUGUGCCAAGGCCUUGCAACUUACCGUCAUCCCAAAAAAGAAGUCUACUGAGUUUAAGGAAACUCGUUUUUUUUAUCAUUAGUCUUUUCAAUCUUAAGUUAUUUGGUCAAAUUAAAGUAUUUAACUCCCAUUUCCCUUGCUUUAAGGAAGUGCAGAAAUUACCCUCAUUUUACAGAGAAAUAAGUUCAGGGAGAUGAAGUCACUUCUUAGCCUCUUAGGAGUGAAAGAACUCAAAGGGACCUUAGAAAUGAUCUAGAUCAAUGGUCUUUAUAUGAGAAUCCCUGAGGGCUACAGAUUGCCUUAGAAAGCCAAGUGCUAUCAUUAGUCACGUUGUAUGUGUUUUUAUUUAUUUUGCUAAAUAUUUCCCAAUGACAUUUUCAUCAGGCUCUGGCCUGGUUUUUGACACCUCUGCUCAAAGAAUACCCUCAUGUCACAGAGGAGAAAAUGGAGACUGAGAAGGAGAAAGGGCUUGCCUUUUAUUAACUGGAGCUAAUCAGUCCCUGGGCCAGGAUUAAAACCCAGGUCUCUCAUAGCCAAGCCCAGUCCACUCUGCUUACACUGUACUGCCUCCAGAAGGGGAAAAUGCUUAGAAGACAUCUGGAAUACCACCAUCGGGCCAAUGCUCAGUCACCAAAGAAACAGAGAAGAAUUCCCUAGUUGGGAAUGAGCAGAUCUGGCUUGCAAUCUGUUCAAAGGAAUUUAGUGAUGAAGAAACAAAGAGAGUUUGCUGUGAGACUGUGUUCCUGAAUAAACUCUCAGGACGCUGUAGGGAAGUUUGGUGUAUUAGCAUUGCUGACUGAGAUUCUAUACAAAGAACACCGGCUAAAGAGUCAACCCUUUCAAACAAAAUAUCCCAGAAUAUCAGAGCCAAGAGACCUCAGAGGUCACCUGAUUAAAAAAUCUACGUAUAAGUUCUCAGUGCCUUGCACAUAGUGAUGCUACAUAAAUGCUUAUUCCCUUCCCUCUCACUUCCAGGGACGGAAACUGAGGUGCACAGGGUGGGAAAGGUCACAGAGAACUGGUGAACAAGCCAGGUCUUGAACCCAAGUCUAUAGAUCCCAGACCAGAGUUCCUUCUAAUACAGGAUACAGAUUCUAUCUGGAAUAGUUUUCCCUGGAAAAAAAAAGAUUCCAAUGAAAAAGGGAUUUACCUUUGGUUCCUAAAUUAUUAAAAUUAAAUCAUGCCCACUCAAGUUCAAUUGUUUGUACAUAGAAUCACUUAACUUUAGAACUGGAAGAGACCAUAGGCAACCCUAAGAGCAAGUCUAAGGACUACUUGCUAAGAGUUCCAAUAUUUCUGUCUUCAAGCAGCUCAACAUUCUGGAGCUGAAUGUCCCUCCUGACUGGCACUAUCUUCCAGCAAAUGGGCCAAUCUAUUGCCACUGAUUACAGAAUAUAAUUGUCACUGCUGGGUUGUUGUUUUUUUAAUUAGACACCCUAUGGCACAGGUGCCAAAUAGGGCACAUGGAGACCUGUCUGUGGGCACAUGCACCAUCGCCUGCCAAAGUUAGUUGCCAGAAAGGCAGAGGGACUCAGAUGGAGGUGCUCCUUUCCCCCUCUCCACUGAUCCUCCUCGUCCCUCCCCAAUGGGAGUGCUUACUCCCUCCCCUGAGCAGAGCAUGGCACAUGGUCUCUAAAAGGUUUGCCAUUACUGCUAUAGGAUGUCAAAGAUUCUUUAGUUCAUUGGUGGGGAUGCUUUAAGCUUGAGUACAAUGUCUUCAUGAAAUCAUGUAACCAAAAGAAUUUACCUUGGAGUGGCCACCACUAUGAUAAUGGUUCCCUCUACACUUGAAUAAGCUCCUGUCACAGGCAUCAGCAUCCUCGGGCCAAAACUCAAAGCCUGCCCAGCUUGAUAGGACAGAGCUGCCACAGCUUGUGCUCCAAAGACCUAGACUUCAAGAUCGCAGGGUCCUAAAGCCAUAAGGAUGCAUCAAUGAAGGGGAAAAUGUUAGUGGAUAACUUAAAAGUUAUGAAUGAAAGAAGAGAAUGUUAAAGUGACCUCUGAAUCAUGUGAAAUGAAGGGAUUGGACUAAAUGGUCUCCGAGAUCUCUUCUAACUCAGCAUUCCCUGUUCCCAAAUUAAUUCCAGCUGUCACAUUUGAUGUUUUAAGGUCCUUUCCAGCUGUAACAUUCUGUAUCAUACCGUCCUUUCCAUCUCAAAUUCCUCCUAGGCUAUCUAUUGUAUCAUAUGUUCUCCUAGGCCAGUAAUUGAAACAUUUAGAAACAGUUUCCAAAUAACUGGCUGCUCAAAGGAAGCUUCUUUGAAGAGAGGGAGAGGCUGACAUGAGACAUGUCAUCAUGGAAAAGCAGUUGGGUACCUACUAACAGAUAGAAAACUUGCAUCAAUUAUUCCUAAGAUUCAGACUGGCAGGGUCUUUCAGGAGGUCCUAGGUUUUAGAGCUGGGAGGAGCCACAAAGGUCAUCUAGCCCAGCCCCCUUAUUCUACAAAGGAAGCCAGAGAAGGGAAGUGAGUUGAUCCCAGUUACAGAUGUGUUAAAUAAUAGGAACCUGAACCUGAACCCAGAGCCCCUGCCUCUAAAACCAGGGUACAUUCCCUCCAGCACCCUGGCAUUUGUUAUUCAUUAUUUCAUCUCUAAGUUUAAUCUGCCUUCAUCUGACUUCAAAGAACAAUCAUUAGAAUUGAAAUAAACUGAAUUGAUUUGGGUAGCAGAAGCUAGAUGCUCUGGUUCUUGACUUUAUUCAAAAUGUGAAUCUAGGCAUUUUUCAAAGGCAUAAACAGCUGACUGGAUAUUUGUUUGACUGCGUCUACCUUCUGUUGGUUGCAUAAUAUAUCAUUUAUAUCCUUAUUCUUUAAAAUGUGGCUACUGACAUACCUUAAAACCAGGGACCACUCUGGAUGCCGUCCUCCCCAUAUCAGAUAAGAAGCCAUGUGAGGAAACAUGAACUAACAGAAUUGGAAUGAAAGACAGGAAUUCAUUCAGCUAGGCUUUAAACUAAUUGACUGCAGGAUCUCAAACAAAUCAGUUCUCUCCUCUGGCCACCAACUCCUCUCUGUAAAAUGAGGUGGCUGUGUUUGAUAAUGUCUCUAACAUUCUAAAAGUAGGGACAGAGAAAAAGCUCUGGAUCUGAAGGUAAGGGGGUAAGGGACUGAACUUACUGCUGUUAUGGCCUUUAGAAAAUCACAUAAUAUUUCUGGGUCUCAAUUCCCCCCGCCAGUAAAAUGAGUUUAGACCUGGUGAUUUUUAAGAUCCCAGUUAGUUCUAACAGCCUAGGAAUGUGAAAAAUCUGCUAAUUUCCCAUCUAUCCCCUAAAGUUUUCUGCAGUGUUUAUGAUCCAAAAUGUCCUUUUUUUUUUCAUCUUCCAUCUUGGCCAUGAAAUAUGAGCAUAAUGGGACUUCAUCUCCUAAAGAAGGCAUAUGGGUAUCCAAAGUGGCAUCUUUUCUAAAAGCCAAGAUCAUGGUGUUAUUCUAGGUCACCAUCAUCAUCCCACCAACAAAUCAUGCUUUCCCUUCGAUGGUGGGAGUCACAGGAUUGAAUCUCAGAGUUGGAAGGGGCUUUGAAUUCUAGCCCAAACGAACAAAGGAAUUCCCUUUCGAGCCUCUCUGACAGCUUCUGCCAGAAGGCAGCUGGUAGACAGGAAACUUAUUGGAACUCAAGGCUGCCCCUUCCUCUUUGGUAUAGUUCUUGUUGUUAAAGGAAAUCUUUUUUUGCUGUGAGCCAAAAUCUAUCCCUCUGGAAAUUCUACCCAACUUCCAUUCUACCACCAUUCUUCUCUCUACUUCAGCCACAAGGAACUACGAGUGACAUCUCCUGGAGCAUUCAUCUCUCACCGCAACCCAUAUGGGUCAGAGACACCAAGGCCUAACACAUGGACUGGAAGGUCAGAUUUCUAGGAAAUCUGACUACCUUCAAUUUACUCUUCCAUAUUUGAGAGUAGAUUAAUAUUUGGGUUAAAAAGUACAGCUGUUUAGAGCCUGCCACAACUUCCACUGGGAAUCCUCAGUAGGAACAAUCUACUAUUUUCUACUCAUCCAAGAGACCUCAGUACUUUGGUGAAAAAGAGCCCUCCUGUACUGGAAUAAGGACAUCUGCAUUAAGUUUCUCUUCCACCACCAGUUUGCUAUUUGACCUUGGACAUUAUCAAUUAAAGACUGGUCUAAACAUCAAUCUCCUGAUCUGCAAAGUGCCUUGCUGACCUCACAGGUUGUUAAGAGUCAAAUGAGUUAACAGCACAAUGAAAAAUUUAAAAAAAUUAAUAAAAAUACAAGGAACUAUUAUUAUAUUCCUUAUUACAUUCCACUCAAGUUGUUUUUCAUUACUGCUUGGUGCUUCCAUCAGAUUGCUUGGCUUGGAAUCUUGGCUCUCCUACUUCCAGUAUGGCCCUGGCAAUGUCACUUGCCCCAUUCUCUUAUUCCUGGUUUCCAUAUCUGUAAACUAAGGUGGUUCAAACAGAUCAUCUCCUGAGACCCUUUAUACCCCUAAAUCCUAUAAAUUUAUCUAUGGUAGGUAUCUUUUCACACUGAAAUCAUCAAGUACCAGAAAGGCUGAAGUAAAAGCUCCCUGGAUUUUCAGGUCAUAGAAUCCCAGGGGUGGAAAGAACCUUAGAAGCCAUCUAGACCAAUCUGAGCAAGGUCUCUGCAAUUCUCAUGACAUAGAAGACAACUGGAUGCUCUAAGAGCCAAAACUUCCCUCCCAGCUACAUGUGAUUGGUUUUCAUUUCAUCACUAGCGAUACUCUAUCACAAGGACUUGAGAGACCGAAUUUUAGAAAUCAAAGCAAAAGGUGUCCCAUCCAUUCAGAUACAGGAGAAGUCUAAAAGAUGGCUGAACUAGUUUUAAAAAAUGAGCACUCUAUGCUCCUCCUGUCCAUUAGCAAAAAUUAAAAAUAAAAAACCUAGGAGCCCAAGUAUGGUACCACCCCAAAAGAAAAUACUUACCAACAAAUCAAUAAUUACUCCUGGAGUACCUUCCAAGUGCUGGGGCCUGUGUCAAGUGUUACAGGGACGCCAACAAUGAUAAGGUCUGGACCCUGCCUGUAGGGAGCAUACAAUCCCCCAGCCAAUGAACCGCCAUGAGGAGCUUGGACCCAGACUUCCUGACACAAUCAGUGCCGUCUUAUAGGCUAACUAUUCCUGACCCCCAGCUCAGCAUGGUGCUGAGCAAAAGACCAACUGAAAACUCCCGUAGACACAGAUCAAAAGCCAAACUCACUGUGGCACGCUCUCAAAUUAGCCAUGGAGUGUCUUAGGACAAAUUAACCAUAGGUGACCGAUAAAUCUAAUUUAUGUACAUUAAAUCUCCUUAUUACUGAUUCUAAUUGUAAAAUUAGAGGUGUAUUCCUCUGGGAAAAAAAAUUCACACCCUCACAGCACAAUCAAAUCAUAUCCUAAAACCUACCCCAAACAAAAUCAUUUAUGUGCAGGAUGCAAAUGACCAUGUUGGCUUCACAUUUUUUAUACUGUUCUAAAUUUCACAGUAUGCUUUCUCCAUUAAAUGAUCUUUCUCUCAUAAAACCCUAUAAAAGCUCUGUGGAAAUAAGUAAAAUGGCAAAUGAAGAAAUCAUGUUUGACCCAAAUUGACUCAAAAUGCAGUUAAGUUUGCUUUCCAGGGUCAAAAACUAUUAUGAGAUCUCGAAAACAAAGGUUUCUACUCCUACUGAGACUCAUUAGUGGAAGAUAUUAUUUACUUAUAUGUUAUAUUGCCAUUUUGCACUUCAUCAUGGAAUCAGGAGAGAAGGCUUUCACAAAAUCUUUCCUAUGAAAAACCAUGUACAGGAAGAACAGCCAUUAGCAGACCACCUUCUUGAGUUACAGUCUGCAUAUAUACUCCAUUUGGGGGCAUGAGUCCAGUAUUUCAUCUCACCAUUCCAUUUUAAAUGUCUGAAUUUCACAUGCAGUACACAAUAAUAAAUGGACAAGGGACCUUCCUUGGCAUCUUCAUUCCAAAGGCGGCCUCUCAGAGAGCAAAGGGAAGAAGUUUAAAUAACAACUUCUAUCCAUUUAAAGCCAAGAACAGUGGAAUUCAAGAAACCUGGGUUUGGAAGGUGGCCCUAAAUGUUGGGAGUUGCAUUGUAGUCUGACUUGAGAAAGAAUUCUGCAUUGUAUUCAAGUUGAUCAAGGUUGUAGGCAAUGAGAUUCCAUUUAUAAUCUCUAUCUUCCUACUGGUUUGGGUGUCAGCAUUUAAUCCCAACAUGCUCUGAACAAAAUUCAGGUAUGACUAAAUAACAUGUUACUGGAAAAAUUGGACUCAUUUACUUCCAUUCUUCAUUGAACCUGUGGCCAUGCCAUCCAGUGAUAUAGAAUGCCAUUCAUUCUCUCUCUUCCAUAUCUUUCGGUAAAUCCCUAGAGGAAUAAUCAAAGGUACAGUGGGCCUUCCUCUAGUUCUUUAGAGAGGUGCCAUAAGAACAUGUCUGUCUCCUGAGGACAUUUUUCUCUUAUGUGAAUGAGAAAGUGGCUGGGUCUUUUUGCUUCAUGUCUCAAACAUCUUUCUUUUCUCUCUGCUUGUCAUAGUUUCUUUUUAUGUGCAUUUUCAAAAAAUAUUGCUUUUCAAUUUUUUUAAUCCUACAAAAGACAUUCCAAAGUUGAUAGAAGUAAAUCUUAGAGUAAAUAAGGGCUGCACAGUGUCUAAGGUCUUGUCCAUUAGAAUUUUCCUUCUCCUAGCACCUAGGGAGGGGUUUUGAGGGCAAAGAGGAGUAUAUUUGUCAAUGGAGUCAAAACCCUCAGCACAGAGAAUCCUUCAAAACUGGAAGAAAGCAAGUCUGAUGGAGAUAGAAUGGUUCUCCACCAUUAUUUUCAUCAAACGCUGGGCAAGCAGGGCAAUUUAGACCAGUGAUGUAUGGCAAUAUCUCCUGGAAGAACUCAGGCUACCAUGCUGCCUCUGGCUGGUCUAUUUUUCAUGGUUAGCUGCUGCCCAUGGUAUUCCAAAGAAGAAAAGCAAAGGCCUGGAUUUUUCAUUUUACCAUGGAAGAUUCUGACUAUCAUCACAGGGCUUGUCAUCUGCAAAAGAUCCCAGGGAAUGUGUUACAGCAUCAACUGUGCUUAGAGUUAAGCAAUGAGAUGAAGGUGAAAAAAGUCAUGGGGAGCAUAAAAAGCCAAGUCCUCACCACUGAAAGAACCAUAUAGACAUUUUAGUGUGGCAUGCCCACUAGAGAAGGUGUCAUCGUCUACACAGUCUGGAUCUUGUCUAUCAAACCUGACUGAAAUAAGAAGCCCGGGCUUAUUGACCUGGGAUCCGAGACAAUUCAGGAUGGAGCAGAGGCAGCAGAGAAUAAUGGAAAGGGCACUGGAUUAGGAGUCAGAGACCAAGAUUUGAAUGCUGGAUGUGCUAUUUACUACUACUGAGACCCUGAAUAAACUACUACCCUUUUUUUCUGGGCCUCAAAAUCAAGAUCCUAGUAAAAGGAUUGAGUUGAAAAAACAUGAUCUUAAAGGUUUCUCCCAGCUCUGAAUCCUGUGACUCUGUGAUCCUAGUGCUACCUAACUGCUGCUGGUGAUACUAAAUUUUAUCCAUUUUGUAAAUGAUUUUAAUUGUAAAUGAUCAUAAAAGAUGAUUUUUAGGAUGGAGCAAAGUUUGCAGAUAACCAGAGUUUUUUAAGAGGAGCUAACAUGCCAGAGCCUGAGCUGUCCCAACACCAACCAGCCAGCAUCAAAUGCAGAAAAGAAAGACAUCUAUCUUCUGUCUUUUUUUGCUUUGAUAUAGCAAAAGCUUCAUUUUCUAUGUCAAGCUAUAUGCAAAUAAUGUAAUUACACUUUUUGAAAACCAUUUUAUUAAAAUAAACAUGGAAUGGAACUA